Messenger RNA from Rasamsonia emersonii CBS 393.64, 1191 nucleotides. Its product is annotated as Sexual development transcription factor NsdD. The transcript is spliced from 2 exons. The record is from RefSeq and is a predicted model, not a curated record. The coding region runs from base 1 to 1191 and encodes 396 amino acids. Lineage: Eukaryota; Fungi; Ascomycota; Eurotiomycetes; Eurotiales; Trichocomaceae.
AUGGCGACGGGCGUCGGCGUCAGUUCAGCCCCUCUGGUCAGCCCCACGACCACCAUGUAUCCAGGCCCGCCGCCUCCCUAUUCCUACCAAACCACAUCGGCGCCUCCAGCUCCCCGCAACAACGAGAAGGAGCAGUCUCAACCGCAGCCACCACGGCAGUCUCUUCCCUCCAUCCACGAAGCCCUUGGGAACGAUAAUCCCUUGCCGUAUCCCGGCCCGGCGUCGUCGCCGCAACAUGCUCCUCCACCUCCCUUGUCGACCAACCUCAUCUCCCGUCCCAGCAAUGACGGUCCGACGGGGCCGCCCAAUCCCUUCUCCAAUAACUCCACGUCCACCCCGUUCUUGCAUUCCCAGCCGGGCCAAGCGGGCCAGCUGCCGGGCGAAGCGUCGCGGUCGAGUUUGGCCUCCGUCACCACCCAGGACUCGAGAAAGCAAUCGCUCCCGUCCUUAAGCUCGGGGAAAUCGCCCACGCAGAGUUCCAACACGGCGGCCACCUCCGUGUCCACGUCGCAGACGUCAGCCAGCUACGAGUACAGCGCGCCGGCGCCCGCGAGCACCAUGGCGUCUCCGAAUGGCUACCCGCCGUAUCCCCAGUCCUAUUCCUACCAGUCGCAGCCUCCCACCAGUCAACCGGCGUCGUACGAUUCUCGCGCCUAUGUCGGAGGUGGACCAUGGAAACCGGGCACGGCCGAGCCACCCCGCGUCGACGAUGCGCAGAGGGGACUGGUGAGUCGCCCGAUCGCGACCACCCAGCCCCACAGCGACUCGGUGAAGCGACAACUGGACGGCUACGACGUGGAAACGUCUCUCAAUGAGAUUAUCGACAUCAGCACGAGGACGCUCGACUUUGCCCGACACUACGCGGCACGAGCCCACCAGACGCAACGAUCGGGCCCGAUCCUGGGCUCCCUGCCGUCCGUGCAUGAAGUGGAUGAUUUACUGCAGCUGCAACAACGCAGUCAAGAGGCGCUGCUUCGGAUCCGGGCGGCGGUGCUGAACCAGGAACAUGCGUUGGCGGAACAACGGGCCCAACGGCAGGUUUACAAGUCCGACAAUGGCUAUGAAGAAGAGCACGUCCCCAUGUACCAGGAAGACUUUAAAGGAGGCGGUGGAUUUGCCGGUGCGGAUGCGAAGAAGCGACGAGGGGUGAGUCCCUUUCACGAUGGUUUAUUAACUAACGCUUCGUUCUGA